This is a messenger RNA of Phaeoacremonium minimum UCRPA7, 1014 nucleotides long. Its product is annotated as putative eukaryotic translation initiation factor 3 subunit 2 protein. The coding region runs from base 1 to 1014 and encodes 337 amino acids. Gene Ontology annotation, cellular component: eukaryotic translation initiation factor 3 complex, eIF3m; cytoplasm. The transcript has 3 exons. Gene Ontology annotation, molecular function: protein binding; RNA binding; translation initiation factor activity. Gene Ontology annotation, biological process: cytoplasmic translational initiation. The record is from RefSeq and is a predicted model, not a curated record. NCBI's taxonomy places the organism in Eukaryota, Fungi, Ascomycota, Sordariomycetes, Togniniales, Togniniaceae.
AUGAGACCCGUUCUACUUGCGGGCCACGAGAGAGCCCUCACCCAAAUCAAAUAUAACCCCGAUGGCGAUCUAAUCUUCUCCACGGCCAAGGACCAGCACAUCUGCGCGUGGUUCUCACACAAUGGCGAGCGCCUAGGCACUUACCACGGCCACCAGGGCGCCAUCUGGACCGUCGACGUCGACCCGACCAGCACCAUCAUCGCCUCCGGCUCCGCCGACAACACCAUCCGCCUGUGGGACAUCAAGAGCGGCAAGUGCCUCAAGGCCUGGGACUUCCCCACGGCGGUCAAGCGCGUCGAGUUCAACGAGGACGGCACCAAGCUGCUGGGCGUGACGGAGAAGCGCAUGGGCCACCUGGGCACCAUCGUCGUGCUGGACGUCAAGAUCGACGUCGACGCCGAGCAGUCCGACGAGAAGGCGCUGACCAUCGUCUGCGACGAGAGCAAGGCCACCGUCGCCGGCUGGAGCUACCUGUCCAAGUACAUCAUUGCCGGCCACGAGGACGGCUCCGUCUCGCAGUACGACGGCAAGACCGGCGAGCAGAUCUACAACGUCCCCGUCCACGAGCUCGGCAUGCAGGUCACCGACCUGCAGUGGUCCACCGACCGCACCUACUUCAUCACCGCCAGCAAGGACAAGACCGCCAAGCUCAUCUCCGCCCGCGACCUCGAGGUCCUCAAGACCUACGUCUCCGACACGCCCCUCAACAGCGCCACCAUCACCCCCAAGAAGGACUUUGUCAUCCUCGGCGGUGGCCAGGCCGCCAUGGACGUCACCACGACCGCAGCAAGGCAGGGUAAAUUCGAGGCCAGGUUCUACCACAAGAUCUUCGAGGAGGAGGUCGGUCGUGUCAGAGGCCAUUUCGGUCCCCUGAACACCGUUGCCGCCGAUCCGACAGGAAAGGGCUACGCGAGCGGCGGAGAGGACGGCUAUGUCCGAGUACAUCAAUUUGACAAGGGCUACUUCGACUUCAUGUACGAGGUCGAGAGGGAGCAUGCCAAUCGGCAAUCAUAG